AUGAAAAUGAAGAUGCUUCGCCUCCGGAGCCCCAGCGUCUCCUCGCUCGGCCCCGAGCUCCGCUGCACGGUGCGCCUGCUGGACGACUCCGAGAUCUCCUGCAGCAUCCAGAGAGACACAAAAGGGCAGUUUCUACUGGAUCAUGUGUGCAACCACUACAGUCUGCUGGAGAAGGACUACUUUGGCAUUAGAUAUGUGGACCCAGAGAAGCAGAGGCACUGGCUGGACCCCAGCAAACCCGUGGUCAAACAGAUGAAAUGUCAGCAGCCCUACACCAUGUGCUUUCGGGUCAAGUUCUACCCCCAGGAGCCGAUUAAGAUCAAGGAAGAAUUGACAAGAUACCUGUUGUACCUCCAGCUGAAGAGAGAUCUGUACCAUGGCAGACUCCUGUGUCCGUUUGCAGACGCUGCUUACCUUGGAGCCUGUAUAGUUCAAGCUGAGCUCGGAGACUAUGAUGCAGAUGAGCAUCCAGCUGACUAUAUCAGCGACUUCAAGCUCUUCCCCAAGCAGAGCCUCAAACUAGAGCGCAAGAUCAUGGAGAUCCACCAGAAUGAGCUGAGGGGUCAGUGUCCAGCCCUGGCUGAACUGAACCUGCUCCAGAGAGCUCACACGCUCGACACGUAUGGGGUCGACCCACAUCCCUGCAAGGACUUCACGGGGACAACAGCAUUUCUCGGAUUCACUGCCCGGGGCUUCAUGGUUUUCCAGGGAAACAAGCGGAUCCACUUGCUCAAAUGGGCUGAUGUCAGCAAAUUUAAGUUUGAAGGGAAAACAUUUUACGUGAUUGGAGUACAGAGAGAGAAGAAACUUGUUUUGACAUUCCACACCUCCACACCAGCAGCCUGUAAACACCUUUGGAAAUGUGGCGUGGAAAAUCAGGCAUUUUACAAAUGUGCAAAAUCGAGUCAGAUCAAGACCGUCUCCAGCAGCAGUAUAUUUUUCAAAGGGACCAGAUUUCGCUACAGUGGUCGUGUUGCUAAAGAGGUGAUAGAAGCCAGUUCAAAGAUCCAGAGGGACCCUCCGGUCGUUCACAGGUCUCAGUUGGGCCAGAGCAGGAGCUAUAACUCCCUCAGCCAUAAACAACUCAUAAUGAACAUGGAGCCUCUACUACCAGCACUGAGCUCAACCAAGGAACACAGGGACACCUCUGCAGAUAACGGCCUUCUGGCUCUGAAAGACUCUGUUCACUUAUCUCCCCUGAAGCCGUCCAUCACACCAGAAGAGGUGGAGCUGGAGGAAAUAGACAACCAUGUCCACGAGCUGGGAGAGGAGGAGUCGGCCGUUACUGGGACGGGAGCAGAGGUAGAGAGGAGAGAGCAGGAGGUGGAGGAGGAUGAGGAAAUGGGUUCUCUCACCAUCUCUGACAUGGCCUACAGCCCAUGUGCCAGUAUGCUCCCCACGCCUGUCGAAGAAGGGCAGGGCGGAGUGGACUUUCUAUUCCAAAGCCCUGGCCGCUUGCUGAAAGAACUCCACUCUGACCCCGAAAUGCAGGAGGAGCUUCAGGCCGAGAGGGAGCGGGAAUUGGCCAGAGAGGCCCUCCGUCAAUCGCUGUGCAGCCCAUCCAGUGGGCGGCAGCAGCUUGGAGCCUGCAUCCGCAGCGCCGCCCGCCUGGUUGCCGCAGCUACGGUCAUCCUCCUGAUCUUACUGCCCCUGCUGCUGGUGUUGCUGGAGUCCGACUUAGACGUCUCCUUCCUGCAGGACAUCCGCCAGACGCCUGAAUUCGAGCAGUUCCAUUACGAAUACUACUGCCCCCUGCGCAGAUGGUUCCUCUGCAAGCUUGAGCUCCUGAUGGAGCAGCUGUGGGGAGACUGAGGCUAAUAGCUAACGGCUAAUGGCCCUCCAUCAGCAGGGAUGAACUAACGGGACAU
Colossoma macropomum (tambaqui) is the source of this 1868-nucleotide messenger RNA. RefSeq names its product FERM domain containing 3 (gene frmd3). The coding region runs from base 1 to 1812 and encodes 603 amino acids. Gene Ontology annotation, cellular component: cytoskeleton. Gene Ontology annotation, molecular function: cytoskeletal protein binding. The record is from RefSeq and is a predicted model, not a curated record. The transcript is spliced from 14 exons. Lineage: Eukaryota; Metazoa; Chordata; Actinopteri; Characiformes; Serrasalmidae.